Messenger RNA from Didymodactylos carnosus, 2139 nucleotides. Lineage: Eukaryota; Metazoa; Rotifera; Eurotatoria; Philodinida; Philodinidae. The record is from the annotation of a GenBank genome assembly.
AUGGGUUUGAGACAAACAAAACAUUCACCAAAUAUUAUUCGUGAAAAUUUAUGCGAAGUUCACGCACACAUAUGCAAUUUUAUUAUUCCUUCUAAUCAUGUCACUACAAAAUUACCUGUUAAUGAUUAUAUAGUAAAACAUAACCAGCGAGAAUUUAUGUUAAUCUAUUUGGAUAAAAAUAUGGAUGAAAAUACCGUCGACGUAGUUUCUAGAUUAAAUGAACAUUUACAACGUUUUGAUGAUCAAUUAGAAUGUAUUAAAUUUAUUCGUUCAAUUGAAAAUACAAAUAAAGCUGUAUUUUUAAUUAUUCCUGGUUCAUUGGCAAAUAAUUUAUUAAACGAAAUUCAUUCAUUAAAACAAAUUGAUUCAAUAUUUAUUUAUUGUAGAAAACGUUAUAGAUAUGAAUCAUUAUUAGAAAAAUAUGAUAAAAUUGUUGAUAUUUGUACAGAAUUAGAUGAUUUAGACAUAAAAUUACAACAAAAUUUAGAAAGAUAUUUAACAAUAUUUAAUUUUUAUAAUAUAAAAAAAAGUAUACGCGAUUUAAAUCGUGAAUCAGCUGAGUUUAUUUGGUUUCAACUAUUACAAUCUAUGCUAAUGAAAUUACCACACAAUACUGAACAAGCAAAACAAGAAUUGUUAACUCAAUGUCGUUUGCAUUAUCGAACACGUAAAGGUGAAUUGGAUACUAUUAAAAAGUUCGAAGAUGAAUAUAAAUCGGAUGACGCUAUUCAAUGGUACACAAAAAAUUCAUUUCUUUAUCGUAUAGUUAAUCAAGCAUUACGUACUGAAUAUGUUGAAGAAUUAUAUACAUUUCGUUAUUAUAUUGUGGAUCUUUGUUUACAUUUACUUAAACGAUCUAAUGAAUUUAAACAGUUAAAGGAAAAUUUUCAACGUGUUAUAACACUAUAUCGUGGAUCAGAAAUGUCCAGUGAUGAACUAACUAAAAUUAAAUUAAAUCAAGGUGGAUUAAUAGCUACAAAUGGAUUCUUGUCAACAAGUCGAAAUAAACGAAUAGCUAAAAGUUUUGCUAACAUACAAUCAUCAAAAACAGUAGGAGAACAAAAUACAAACGGAAGUAAUAAAUUGGUGUCCGUUCUAUUUGAAAUUGAUGUCAAUGUACAACUUAGCAGUAUUAUAUUAGCAGAUAUCUCAGAUAUGAGUCAAUUUCCAGAAGAAGAAGAAAUGCUAUUUGGUUUAGGUGCAGCAUUUAAAAUAGACAGUGUUGAAGAAACGAUAAAUGAAUUUUCACGAAAAUAUACGCUUGUGAAAAUGCAUGCAACAAAUGAAGGAAAAGAAAUAGCUAAAGAUUAUAUUGCGUAUAAACAAGAAAUAAUAUCUGGUGGAAACGUAUCUAUUGUAUUUGGUCAAUUAUUAACAAAUAUGGCUGAAUAUAGGAAUGCCAUUGCUUAUUUUAAAAAUUUAUUAAACAAACAUGAAUACAAUGAUGACAAUGAUUUAGCUACUAUCCAUUUUUGUAUAGCUGAUGCUUUAAUGUCGAUCGGUGAAUAUGAACAAGCGUCAGAUCAUUGUCAGUAUUCAUAUAGUAUUUAUUCAAAAAAUAAUACAAUUGAUGGUGUGGCCAACACAUUAGCACGUAUGGCAAGCGUUAGUAUUUGGAAAAAAGAAUAUGAUUCUGCGUUAACACAAUAUGAACAAGCAAUUACAUUAUAUAAAAUGUUAAAAUCAAAACAAGAUGUAAAUAUUGCCAAUUGUCAAAAUGGUUUAGGUGAUGUUUAUUUUGGUAAAAAAAAUUAUCCAAAAGCAUUAUCUAAUUAUAUUGAUGCAUUAAACGUAAGAGAAAAACAUUUACCUAAUGAACAUCCAGAAAUAGCUCAAAGUUAUUUUAAUAUAGGCAAAGUUUAUUCAUAUCAUUGUAAUUUUGAAAAAGCAUUUAGAUAUUUAAACAUAGCAUUAGAGAAAAAACAGAAAAUUUUUCCUUCCCAUCAUCCGACAAUAGGAUGUACUCUGUAUGCACUUGGAAAUGUAUGUUAUAGUAAUGAAAAGACAGGCAAAGCAUUAGAUUACUAUAACAGAGCAUUAGAAUGUUAUGAACACACUUUGCCUCCGAAUCAUCACUACACAAUCAACGUAAAAAAAGAUAUUGAAAAAGUAACGAAACAUAUCAGUCAUCAAUUUUAA